Molecule: messenger RNA, 1130 nt
Organism: Hordeum vulgare subsp. vulgare (domesticated barley)
Lineage: Eukaryota; Viridiplantae; Streptophyta; Magnoliopsida; Poales; Poaceae
Product: vacuolar protein sorting-associated protein 32 homolog 2-like
Exons: 6
Coding region: 245-901 (218 amino acids)
Biological process (GO): late endosome to vacuole transport via multivesicular body sorting pathway; vesicle budding from membrane
Cellular component (GO): multivesicular body; ESCRT III complex; cytoplasmic side of plasma membrane
Source: RefSeq, a predicted model, not a curated record
UCUCACUGAAAGUGGCACACUUUCUUUUUCAUAAGCUGAGAAUCUUCUGUCACAUGCUAGUGGCCGUGUCUGCCUUUCUCCUCCUACUAGUCUCAAGGAACCACCUUUCCCCUUACUUCUUCCCCUUGAUCCUCACCCAGACACCGCUACUGCAAACACCAUUCCCAUUCAUAUUCACCUAUACCUUCAUACACAGGCUGUCAUCAUCCAAGUGUGAGGAUCAGGAGAAGGGUGUGACAAGAAGAUGCUGAAGAAACUGCUAUCGAAGACUAAGAGCAAGAAGAAGAAGGAUGCUGCGUCUUCUUCCCUCCCCACCUUGGAUCGACUACACGAGACCCUAGAAAUGCUGGAGAAGAAAGAGCGUUUUCUUCAGAAAAAGUCUUCCGCGGAAAUAGAAAAGGCGAAGGAUUAUACAAAGGCAAAGAAUAAGAAUGCUGCAAUUCAGUGUUUAAAGAAAAAGAAGUUGUAUGAAACACAGAUUGAGCAGCUAUCCAAUUUUCAGUUGCGAGUUCAUGAUCAGAUUAUAAUGCUUGAAAAUGCAAAGGCAACAACUGACACUGUUGAUGCUUUGCGCUCUGGGUCAUCUGCUGUCAAAGCUAUUCAACAGUCCCUGAGUAUCGAUGACAUUGAGAAUGCAAUCGAAGAGGCGAAUGAACAUACGGAAAAUAUGAAACAGAUACAGGACGCACUUGCUACACCAUUCGGUGCUUCGGCUGAAUUCGACGAGGACGAGUUAGAGGCGGAACUGGAAGACCUCGAGGAGGAAGAACUGGACCAGGAGCUGCCUGAACCGCCACGGGGGACACACGUGGCGCCAUCAGCAUCGGCGGCGACUUCUUCUCGACUGGCGGCUAGCGAUUUCGCUGAACUGACCAAACUUCAAGCAGAGAUGGCGCUUUAGGGAUCUGAUAUAAAAAUACUGUGGUUUGGAGGGGAUGCUCUCAUUGAAACCUCAGAGGUUCACUGCCAUCCUUGCGGCGUGCAUUUAACAUCUUGUAAAAUUCAGGCUAUGUUGAAGAGCAUCCACUCCUGUUAAUUUCUUGCAUGCUAUUUGGCUCUCUAUCUGCGUGCACUGUCCUGACCCGACGUCCUGAUUGAGGGCUCCUUUGAAUCAAAGGAUUUUUAAAUGA